Molecule: messenger RNA, 1092 nt
Organism: Pochonia chlamydosporia 170
Lineage: Eukaryota; Fungi; Ascomycota; Sordariomycetes; Hypocreales; Clavicipitaceae
Exons: 1
Coding region: 1-1092 (363 amino acids)
Source: RefSeq, a predicted model, not a curated record
AUGCCUUCAUUUAUACCGGGACUGGAGUUGAACCGCAAAUUUCACGACCAUGUAGUACGACCACUAUUGGCAGCAGAGUUCCCAGACUUGCAGUACGAUGCCGCCCUUAUUGGACCUGGAAGUGAGGUCCUCGGCUUUGAUACCGAAAUGUCUAUGGAUCACGACUGGGGGCUUCACUUCUUCAUAUUCGUAAGAGAGGAACACCAGGAGCAAUGUCAAGUAAUCGCAAACAUGUUGAGCCACAAGUUGCCUGAAUCAUUCCUUGGCUUCCCCGUCUCAAUACCACCCGUAUCCCCAAAACCCGGCGUACGAGUUCUCGAUGACGAGCUUCCAGGCCCGAUCAAGCAUCACAUUACGCCCAUGACACUAAACACAUUUGUUGUCCGGCACCUUGGACUGGAUGUGACAAAGGGUCUUGAUUCUGUUAGUUGGCUGACGCUCCCUACUCACGCUAUAGGAGAGGUGGUCGCUGGUGAAAUAUAUCACAGUGGCCUAGGCGACCUCUCACGGCUUCGGGAUAAUCUCUCCUGGUAUCCCCAUGAUGUGUGGUUGUAUCUCCUCGCUUCAGGGUGGCAACGGCUAAGCGAGGAAGAACACCUAAUGCCACGAGCUGCAUAUGCUGGUAGUGAACUCGGGUCAGCACUCAUCGGCUCACGACUGGUCCGAGAUGUAAUGAACUUAUGCUUUCUCAUGGAAAGGAGGUAUGCUCCGUAUCCGAAAUGGUUUGGCCUGGCAUUUCGACAACUUCAGUGUGGACCACUGCUGGAACCCAUUCUGUUGGGAGCACAGCAGGCAUCGACCUGGCGUGAGAGACAAGAAUUCCUUGCUCAAGCCUACGAGGUUUUAGCAAAGAAGCACAAUGCGCUAGGAAUUGGAAAAGCCCUUCCGGAUAAGGUGUCUUAUUUCCAUGACCGUCCGUUCAAGGUGGUUCACGGAGAGCUAUUCGCAGAAGAGGUUUUUAAGCAAAUUACUGAUGUCGAGGUGAGAAGGAUUGCUGCUCAGCAGCCUAUUGGUAGUUUAAGCCAGUGGGCAGACAAUACUAGUCUGCUGGACGGAAAAUGCAGUGAGAGGAUAAGAGGAUUGUAUGAGUAG